Molecule: messenger RNA, 3329 nt
Organism: Aspergillus japonicus CBS 114.51
Lineage: Eukaryota; Fungi; Ascomycota; Eurotiomycetes; Eurotiales; Aspergillaceae
Product: elongation factor G
Exons: 4
Coding region: 484-2889 (801 amino acids)
Biological process (GO): mitochondrial translational elongation
Cellular component (GO): mitochondrion
Molecular function (GO): GTPase activity; translation elongation factor activity; GTP binding
Source: RefSeq, a predicted model, not a curated record
AGACAACAUGUUAUCUGCUACAAAGAGGAUGAUAGUCUAAGGCGACUUUCGAGAAAUGCGAGUCUGUUGUCUGUCAGUCACAUUCUUCCAAGUUGACAAACUUCAGACCUGAGACCCGGUCCGAGCUCGGAGUAUGUGCUAGCUGUGGUCAACUACUCUGAUGUAGAGGAUACGAUUGGCAAGUACGACUCCAACAAGAUCAGACUAAGCACCGGACGUGCUGUACAUGUAGUUACCGGCUUAUCGAUAAGAAGUACAGUACUCCGUAGUUACAAUGCAUCGAAAGUUCAAUGGCCGAGUAAAUAGGUCAACAAAGGGCGAGGAUCAGCCGAUGAGGAACACGUGACCGCGUGCCUGGCUUCCCCGAACUUUUUUUCGGGGCCGCAGAAAAGAAAUCAGGUCGCGGUUCCCGGCUGUCCCAAAAGAGCACCAGCGCUCAUUCAACGUUCUCGGUGUCGUCGGUCACAGUCGUCGGUCACAGUCAUGAGGUGUCCUACUCUUUCACGGUUGCCAUACCGUGCCGUCUCUGGCUUGACCAGGACUCCUGUUCGCCUUCAGGCUCAGACCCUUCUUUCGCGGAGAUGCGCAUCCACCGCUGUCCUCCGUUCAGCCACUGUUGCUCCGGCUUAUCAGUCCGUCCUCAGCAAACAGAACCAGCAACGGAGGACUGCUUCCGCCACUGCCAAUGCUGUCCUCGAGGCCGCCGCCGCCACUCCCGAUGCUUUGUCCCAGGAAGCUAUCAUCGAGAACCUGGACCCCGUUGAAGCCGCACGCCUGUCUACGGUCCGCAACAUUGGUAUUGCUGCACACAUCGACAGUGGUAAGACGACAUGUACCGAGCGAGUCCUUUUCUACACUGGCCGUAUCAAGGCCAUCCACGAGGUCCGUGGCCGUGACAGUGUAGGAGCGAAGAUGGACUCCAUGGACUUGGAGCGUGAGAAGGGUAUCACCAUUCAGUCUGCUGCUACGUACUGUGACUGGAUGAAGAAGGACAAGCAAGGUCAGGAGCAGAAGUACCACCUCAACUUGAUCGAUACCCCGGGUCACAUCGAUUUCACCAUUGAAGUCGAGAGAGCGCUGCGUGUUCUUGACGGUGCGGUCAUGAUUCUGUGCGCUGUCUCCGGUGUUCAGUCCCAGACCAUCACUGUCGAUCGUCAAAUGAGACGUUACAACGUCCCCAGAAUCUCGUUCGUCAACAAGAUGGAUCGGAUGGGUGCCAACCCCUUCAAGGCCGUUGAUCAGAUCAACACCAAGCUCAAGAUUCCUGCUGCCGCUGUCCAGGUGCCGAUUGGUGCCGAGGACGAAUUCGAGGGUGUGGUCGACCUCCUUCAGAUGAAGGCUAUUUACAACCACGGCCCCAACGGUGAAGACCUUGUGGUCAAGGAUGAGAUCCCAGAGAAGGUCAAGGAUGUCGUGGAGGAGCGGAAGCGCAUGCUUGUUGAGACUCUCGCUGACGUGGACGACGAGAUCGCGGAACUCUUCCUCAGCGAGAUCGAGCCCACCGAGGAUCAACUAAGACAGGCUAUCCGCCGCGCCACCAUUGGUCUCAAGUUCACCCCUGUCUUCAUGGGCUCGGCUCUUGCCAACAAGUCUGUGCAGCCCAUGCUUGAUGGUGUCAUCGAUUACCUUCCCAACCCUUCCGAGGUUCAAAACCUCGCUCUCGAUAAGAAGCGUGACGAGGCUUCGGUGAAGCUUGUUCCUUACAACUCACUGCCGUUCGUCGGUCUCGCUUUCAAGCUGGAAGAGAGCAACUUCGGACAGUUGACCUACAUUCGUGUUUAUCAAGGUACCCUGCGUAAGAGUGCUAACGUCUUCAACGCACGCACGGACAAGAAGGUCAAGAUUCCUCGCAUUGUGCGCAUGCACUCCAAUGAGAUGGAGGAUGUUGCCGAGGUCGGCGCGGGUGAAAUUUGCGCUGUGUUCGGUGUCGACUGUGCUUCUGGUGAUACUUUCACUGAUGGCCAGCUGGCUUACACCAUGUCGUCUAUGUUCGUCCCUGAGCCCGUCAUCUCUCUUUCCAUCAAGCCCAAGCACGCCAAGGAUGGCGCCAACUUCUCCAAGGCCAUGGCUCGUUUCCAGAGAGAGGAUCCUACCUUCCGUGUGCACUUCGAUAGCGAGAGUGAACAGACCAUCAUCUCCGGUAUGGGUGAAUUGCACUUGGACAUCUACGUUGAGCGCAUGCGCCGUGAGUACCGGGUAGACUGCGAGACCGGCCCUCCUCAAGUCGCGUACCGUGAAACCAUCGGCCACCGCGUUGAAUUCGAUCAUCUGCUCAGGAAGCAGACCGGUGGUCCUGGUGACUUCGCCCGCGUUGUGGGAUGGAUGGAGCCUACUGGCAGUCUGACGGAGAAUGUUUUCGAGGAACAGAUUGUUGGUGGCAGUAUCUCCGAGAAGUUCGUGUUCGCCUGUGAAAAGGGAUUCCACUUGGCUUGUGACAAGGGCCCUCUCAUUGGACACAAGGUCUUGGGUACCAAGAUGGUCAUCAACGAUGGUGCUACUCACAUGACUGAUUCCUCUGAAAUGUCAUUCAAGAACGCCACCCAGCAGGCGUUCCGCAAGGCCUUCAAGGAGGCCAACCCCUCUAUCCUCGAGCCUAUGAUGAAGACCGUUGUCACUGCUCCUGCUGAGUUCCAGGGUGAUGUUAUUUCCCUCCUGAACAAGCGUGGCGCUACCAUUAACGACUCCGAAGUUGGUGUCGAUGAGUUCACCGUUCAAGCCGACUGCAGCUUGAACGGUAUGUUCGGCUUCAGUAGCAACCUCCGUGCCGCCACUCAGGGUAAGGGUGAGUACACCAUGGAGUUCAGUCACUACGAGAAGGCUCCUGGUCACCUUCAGAAAGAGCUCAUUGCCAAUUAUUUGAAGGCUCAGGCCGACCGCCACAAGAAAUAAGCGUCGAAAAUCGCUUUUCGACCGCAUUAACUCGACUGCAGGGGUGCCCUCUCAUGCAUUGCGCGAGUUCCAGGCCAUAUUGGCUCGAUCCCACCCCUCAUCUAAUCACCUACGAGGGCUUCGGAGACCAAAGAACUACACUCCGGCCCCUCUUUUUCCUGUAUAACUGACUCCUUCCAAAACCGGUCCGGCGUGUUUUUGAAUAUGAAAAUGAUGUGUUUCUUUUUUUCUCAUCCCUGUCCAAAUACCUCGGGCUCAUGUAUUAUUUACCAAGCAAAAUAGAUAACCCUUCUGCGCAUUUAGACCAGAGGCCCCCUCCCAAGGCUGUUGUGUGGGCAUGCAACGCGCCAAGCUCAGAGGCAUGGAUACAUUUAACACAGAUUGUACAUAAGUUUUUGAUAGUUGGGUUAUGAUAUAUCUCCUCUCCUGAACGAAUGAAG